This is a messenger RNA of Lepisosteus oculatus (spotted gar), 1056 nucleotides long. RefSeq names its product late endosomal/lysosomal adaptor, MAPK and MTOR activator 3 (gene lamtor3). Lineage: Eukaryota; Metazoa; Chordata; Actinopteri; Semionotiformes; Lepisosteidae. Gene Ontology annotation, cellular component: Ragulator complex. The record is from RefSeq and is a predicted model, not a curated record. Gene Ontology annotation, biological process: positive regulation of TOR signaling; cellular response to amino acid stimulus.
AAUCAUUACAGCGUAUUUGUCAAAACCUUAAUCCUCAGUUGUUUAUCUUUAGUUAUAAACUAGAUGUUCUUUUCAUGUAACUCAUAAGUAUUUCACUUCUAAUGAUCUCUGUGAUUUGCUGUACCGCUACUUGUAAAGCGCCCUGAGUGGAGUUUCCAGGAAAGCACUAAAUAAGUGUGUUUUUAACUUCUAAUAAAAACACAGAAAAUGGCAGAUGAGCUGAAGAGGUAUCUGUAUAAGCAGUUGCCAAGCGUUGAAGGCCUUCAUGCAAUUGUAGUGACUGACAGAGAUGGAGUACCAGUAAUAAAAGUUGCAAAUGACAAUGCUCCUGAAUAUGCUCUCAGACCGGGGUUUCUGUCCACAUUUGCAUUGGCAACUGACCAAGGCAGCAAGUUGGGACUUUCCAAAAACAAGAGCAUCAUCUGCUACUAUAACACAUACCAGAUUGUCCAGUUUAAUCGAUUGCCACUGGUAAUCAGCUUUAUCGCAAGCAGCAGUGCCAACACGGGUUUGAUUAUCAAUCUGGAGAAAGAUCUUGUUCCCUUAUUUGAAGAGCUGCGGCAAGUUGUAGAGGUUUCUUAGGGGUGGAUGUAUUAAGUGUUAAGAAUGCUUUCUGAACUCAUCAAAGGAAGUUGGAAGACAGCUGCAAUCACUUACCUACUUUUGUUCAGCAUCAAAUCAUUGUCAAAUACUGGCAUUACCAGUGAAUUUAGUUACAUUACGAAGUAUUGUAGGGAAAAUAAAACUGUUACCAGUUUUCUCAGUUUUAUACAAUACUUUCUCAUUGAUUCCUAAGCUAGCCACUGUAUAUACCCAUUCCAUAAAUGUAUUUAUUAUAAAAGUUUAGUGUUGGAUUUUGAAAAGCUUGUCAUUACUAUUAUUUCUGGUUACAUAUUGGAUAAAUUGAUUCACUACAUAAAAGUAACCACGUGCAAUGCUAGUACUGCUGGACAUCCAAUAAGAGGACAUAUCAUACUGUUUUCAGUUUAAUGAGACUUUACCCAUUCACAUUAUAAACGUCAUAUUAAUCAAAAUAAAAAUAUGAAAAGAAACAAU